AUGGAGAACCCCGUGAGGCACUCGGUGGACAUAAAGUCGGAAGACUUCGUCGUCCUGAUUUCGCUCCAAAACCUGCAGACCUUCAUCAUGAUAGGGUACACAGCCGUGAACAAAGACCACCUGAAUUUCGACUUCUCCUACUUAUGGGCCCUCUGCAUCGGGACGGGCCUCUUCAUAUACUCCCUCAUCAGCUUUGUACUCAUAAGAUCCCUAGCACUGUCAAAAAUAGACAUAGGCAAAUACGUCCUGGAGCUGCUAUUCAGUUUGAGUAUAAUCGCCACAUGUUCACUCUCCAUAAUAAUUGACUCUUUCAAAAUAGCCAACAUGCAGUUGCUUUUUUUUUCGUUCGCUUUAACGGGCUAUGCCUACUACAAUUUGAUGAGCCUCUUCUUUUUCUGCACACUGGUAGGAAUGACCAUUCAGUACAAUUUAAGUUUCACUGGGUUCAGAGCGCAUUCGACUUCUUUCUUCUUUUUAGAUAUGCUAUCUUACCUAGUGCAAAUGAUAGGAGGGAACAUCCUCUACUUUCGCAUGUACGAGCUGUGUACCCUAAUCGUCAUUUCGAAGAGGAACCCCUGCAAGUAUGUUGUCGCAUCGAAGGAAGUGAAACAAGUGGAGAAGCAAAUUUUCUCUUCUUUAUUUAAUUCUUACAUGUGCAUCAAGUCCAAAACUUAUUCAGAUUUAACCUGCACUAAUGAUCUGUUAAAUAAAGACAGUCAAUCUGUUGUCGGUAGGGAUACGAACCCUAAGUGGAACUCCCCCAUUGGUACUUCCUACCAGGAUAAGGUCAAUCAUACGAAGAAGUUACUCCUUCGGAGGGGAAAACGGGACAAACGCUACCCCAAAGGGGGAGGGGGAGCUCGACUAACAUGUGCAAAACAUAGUGCCUACCAUAAUAGCCGAAGUCUUGCCAACUGUGCCAGUAAGAAUACCCCCAUUUGCACAACUAACUUUAGGAUAUCUAACACCCUUUCACUUAAAAAUCAUUUCAACCCUAACCUAACCUUAGAAGCGUCUCCCCCCGUUUGUAAAAAAUGCGUUUCGGAAAAGAAUAGCCAUAAGGAUAAUGAGUACAAAAACGGGGAAGAGAGAAAAAAAGCAAAACGUGGUAUCAAGUCGGGCACUGCAAACAAGUCUAACCAGUUGGGCAACCACGGGGGGGACGCUACGCAGGUGGCUAAUCCUACCUACAGAACUACUUCCCACGGGGGGGACGCAACCCAGGUGGCUUAUCCUACCUACAGAACUACUUCCCACGGGGGGGACGCAACGCAGGUGGAUAGUCCUACCCACCCAACUACCUCCCAUGGGGGGAACAACUCGUCGAGCGGGCACCCCCAAGACGACGAAGUGCUCAUCCCCAUUAGGGGAACCAACGCCACUAACGAUGCAGCCGCCACCUACAACUCGAACGCUAGUUGGAUCAAAACCGCUGCGGUUAUUGACGUGUCUGUGGAGGGGAAGCAGAAAAAGGGGGGACAUCAAACGUUCGCGGGCAAUCCCGUAAAUUCAUCCGCUAAUUUCCCAUCGGACAAGAAACCUUCCUACAACUCGCACCGCAACGGAGGUACUCCCCCCCCAAAUGAACAACUCAGGUACUACGCCUGCCCCUGCUACCAGACCCACUCCAGCGGAUCGUCCCUCAGUGAGGUGCCCUCGGGACAAACGACGAAGCGGAAAAAUAGUGCGCACAACUCGGUUGAAGGGGGAAACCCCAAAAUGGAUAAUCAGCAAAGUCGCCGCGUGAGUAACAAGCGGGUAGAUGGCGCAACGGGUGAGGAACAUGACCACCCAAGUGACCCCCCCGCAGAUAACCCAAAUGGAAACUCCAACACCUACCACUGCAAUGUGAUGGCGUGUAGUUAUAGUAUAAUAAAAGGCACACACAAUGGGAGUACGCCCAGUGGAGGGAGACAGGGCGAUAGGUCCUCUCGAGCGGUAGGGGCUCAACGGGUCGAAAUCGGCGAAAUGGAGGUCAUCCCUCGAGGGGGAAAUUCGAUCCAAGCGUACCCCCGCGGGAGAAGGCCCUCUGCGCACAGUAACUGCACGGAUCACCUGGGCGAUGAAAGUCGCCAAAGUGAAAGCAAAUUCGAGUCCACGUCAAACGAGGACGCGUCGGACACGCUGGAGAGGACACUGCCUGAAAGGGAGCAAUCGCAUGGGCUAAGCCAACCCACGCGGGGUGAGGCAAACCUAUCUGGCGAGGCAAACCCAUCGGACGAGCCAAUCCCAUCGGAUGAGGCAAACCUAUUGGAGGUAUACCGAGGGGCCCAACCAAACGACCACAACGCCCCGGCGAGCUGCAAAAAGGAAACCCAUUUUCACAAAAAGCUCCCCCUGCGCAAGUCCAAAAGCUCGCUACACACAAACCAGUGGGGCGAAAAUCCCCCGCACAGACACCCCUCGCGCAGCAGCAACAACACCAAGCUGAUCACCUUCACAAACAAGGAGUUGCGCGCCACCUCAAAAAAGGAGUUGCAAAAUGGAAGCAACAGCAACUCGAAUUGCAAGUACAGCAAAAAAAACGCAUCAAGGCAGCACGAAAUAUUAGACAAAAUUGUGCAACUGGACAUCAGCAAUCAGGACCAAAAAAAUAAAAAAAAAGGCAAAAAUAAAGACGCGUCGUCGUUAUCCUCGUCGUCCUUACCGCCGCUAUCGCAAUCGCCGCUAUCUCCUCCAAUGGCCUCCCCGAUAGGAAGAAAAAAAAUUUACUUUGCGAAAAAAAAGAAAAAAAAAUACACGUCAAUCUUUCUGGAAAAUCCAAAGGUACAAUAUUUAUUUGUGCACAUUCCACAGUAUUUCAAACACAUCUUCGACAUGACGAAGAAAAUAUUUUUCGAUUUAAAAAAAAAAAAAGUGCUCAUGCAAAACGCAACUUGGAAAAAUAAAAUAUUCAUCCCUGAAAGGGACCCACUAGGGUUAUUCAAAAACGCAAACCUAGAAAAGUGGUACGUGUCCUGGAUGGACGAGUUUAACAGAAAUAUUAUCUCCAAAACUUACUACAUAGCCAUCUACCUCAUCAUGUAUAUAAUUACCCUAGACUUUAUAACAGCAUAUAAAUUGUACUACACAACAACGAGGAGGAAGAUAAACGGGGCCUUAAUCACUCAACACAGUUACCUGCGCUACUACUUCUUCAAAUCGAUCGUCAACACGGCUGUGUAUCUCCUCUACAUACUCUUUUUAACAUUUAAAAUACGAAAGGAUCCCACUUAUAAUGUUAAGCGGUAUUAUUUUGUUACCCUUCUGUUGUGUUUAGUCAAACUCAUCAUAUCGUCUUUAGACAUUUACGUGGCCAUCACCUCGCUCGAUUACUUCAUCAGCCCCUACUACGUGUACAUAUACAUCCAUAUGCUGAUCGUGCAGACGUCCAUUUUGUUACUAGUUAGAUACCCUACACAUUACCUGCUAUUUUUUCUGUAUAUGAUUUGCUUCACUUCGUUAUACUGGUGCUUUUCCAUCCACAAAUGCUUUAUGGAAUUUAUUUUCAUCGUCGCUUGUGUUUCUUUUACCAUUAUUUAUUCUUAUGUGCUUUGCUCCAGGACGGUGGAGAUCAAUCGGCGCAUUUUGUUUUCCAAGUAUGAGCUGCCCUACCUCUUGUACCUCAAGGAGAUUGCCGGGUGCCUCAGCAGGCGCCGCUCCCAGGGGGAAGCGCCGCCAUGA
Plasmodium vivax (malaria parasite P. vivax) is the source of this 3663-nucleotide messenger RNA. RefSeq lists its product as hypothetical. Lineage: Eukaryota; Apicomplexa; Aconoidasida; Haemosporida; Plasmodiidae. The transcript has a single exon. The coding region runs from base 1 to 3663 and encodes 1220 amino acids. The record is from RefSeq and is a predicted model, not a curated record.